This is a messenger RNA of Lucilia cuprina (Australian sheep blowfly), 2338 nucleotides long. RefSeq names its product protein phosphatase 1H. Gene Ontology annotation, molecular function: cation binding; protein serine/threonine phosphatase activity. The coding region runs from base 389 to 2329 and encodes 646 amino acids. NCBI's taxonomy places the organism in Eukaryota, Metazoa, Arthropoda, Insecta, Diptera, Calliphoridae. The record is from RefSeq and is a predicted model, not a curated record. Gene Ontology annotation, biological process: protein dephosphorylation. The transcript has 3 exons.
UUUUAUAAUAAAACAAAUUAACAAAUUUUAAAAAACCUUAAUAAUUUCCAUAAAAUUGUACAUACGUGGCUGCAAAUUUAAAAAAAAAGAAAGAAAAAUUAACAAAAAAACAGCAGAUAAAAAUCUAAACGUCUGACUAACAUUAGAGCUAGAACAACAACAAUCACAAAUACUAAAACGUUAUUAUUACCUUCAUCCCUCCUACAACUUACAGCUAAUAUUAAAACAAUUUAUCGUCAUAUGCUUGAUUUGUGGUUGAGUUGUAUAAAAAAUUAGUAAGAGUGACCGCCGACAGAAGAGGAAAAAAGGGGGCAGAGUUUUGUAAACAAAACAAACUACCAAAAUAAUAAACUUAAAAGUUAUAAUAUUUUAUUAGUAUUAUAACAAUAUGUUUGCAAAUUUUAAAAACCGUUUAGCUUCUGUUAUAGCUCCUGAUAUACCAGCUUUACCCUCUAGCCAUGAUCAUCAUAUACCGCGUGGCUCCUCGCACUAUCAUCAGCGCAUGUUGCAGCAACAACAGCUACAAGAUAAAUUCGCCUAUGCCCGUCCUCCUUUCUUACAGUUGUUGACUCCUGAUGAACUCAAAGCUUCUGCCGAUCACAAUGUCCGGCCCAUUAUAGUACCCCGAGACAUUGGCCUGCUGCCCUGGGGUACUGGCUAUGCUGAGUGUGUUAAUUCGGGUAAAUCGGAAUGGAAUGAAGACCAGGGUGCCUUUUGCCGACAAGUUCUAUCAGAUCCUACACACCAAUAUCCUGAUCUCCCUUAUACAUACUUUGGUAUAUUUGAUGGUCAUGCUGGUUAUGGCGCUGCUUUGGCAGCUUCACAUCAAUUUCAUCAUAUAUUGCAUGAAAAACUGGUCGAUUGCAUUGAUUUACUGUUGCCUCGAGAGGGUAUGGAAGAUUUAAUACCCAACUCCGGGCUCAACAAAUCACAAACUGUAAAUUCUUUUCCUCAUCCGAGCCAUUUUCAGCGAACAGUUUCAAAAGAUGAACUAAUUAUAGGAGCGCUAGAAAGUGCUUUCAUACAUAUGGACUCAUUAAUAGCCCAAGAUCGUGAUCGUUAUCGUGAUGCGGGUGGUUGUACGGCCUGUGUUUCGCUAUUCAUAAAUGGUAAAAUGUAUGUUUCAAAUGCAGGAGACAGUCGUGCUGUUUUGUGUCAAAGAAAAGUCGUAAAUGGUAAACCACACGAUGCCGAAAACUCUGAUGGCUCGGAGGGUUCUUUUCCCGAGCCAUUCUCUUUUGAUCAUACACCGGAAACAGAAAGAACACGUCUACUAGGUGUGGCUCAAUAUAAACCUCAUUUAAUGGGUAAAUAUUAUACUGCCAUGGAAUAUGCCAAACGGCCACAUGAGCGUGACUUGGGUCAACGUAUUUUAUGUCGAACGGGAACUAACAAAGGUUGGACCUAUAAAACAUUAACGCGUGAUGACUUAAAAAUGCCCGUAGUAACGGGUGAGGGUAAACGUUCCCGGCUGCUGGGUACUUUAGGUGUUACACGUGGUUUUGGUGAUCAUGAUUUAUUGGCCAUAGCCACUGGUACGCUAAUUAAACCAUUCCUCACAGCACAGCCAGAAGUUAUUUACAGAGAUCUCACAAAAAUUGUAAGCAUUCCAGAUGAACACAAUGAAGACGGUGACUAUGGCAUUCUUGUCAUGGCCACUGAUGGCCUUUGGGACGUUUCCGAAAACGAUGCUGUUGCCCGCACGGUCUUUCAAACAUUGCACAAAUAUCCAACCGAAAAACAUCGUUACACAAUGGUGGCUCAGGAGUUAGUUGCCAAGGCUCGUGGUAAAAUUAACGAUUAUGGUCAUUGGCGUUUGGCCGAUAGUAAAGCAGCUGCCACAGUCGAUGAUAUAUCCGUGAUAGUUAUACCCGUCUAUCAGUAUUAUAAGGAGCAUGUAGAGUACGAACAAAAAUGUUUGCGUGAAUAUCGUGAACGUUUGGAACGUGAAACGACAGCGCAAGCAUUGGAGGCGAAGGAGGAAGAACAGCAGCAGCAUCAACACGAACAAAUUAAUUCUUUAGUCAAUGGUAUGCAAGAAAUGGCUCAUGUGGUAGUCGAGCCAGAAGUUGAGGAAAAAGAAGAGAGUACGGAGGCAAUUACUAAAGAGAUUCUUAGUGAAUCGGUAGCUGUGGGAGAGAGUAAGGAAAAGGUGGAAAGUGUUGAAGAACAAAAAAUUGAAGAAGAUGAUUUAGAUAAAACAUUGGAACAAUUCGAAGCUAUCAAAGAGCCAAAAGAGUUGGAAAAAGAAGAUUCAUCGCCAGAAAAAACAUCUCCCACUAAAUCAAAGCAACAGCAACGUAAAAAUCAACGUAAAGAUAAACGUUAAUUAAUAAAA